Molecule: messenger RNA, 693 nt
Organism: Rhizophagus irregularis DAOM 181602=DAOM 197198
Lineage: Eukaryota; Fungi; Glomeromycota; Glomeromycetes; Glomerales; Glomeraceae
Source: RefSeq, a predicted model, not a curated record
AUGCGAACAUCGAUUUAUCAUGAUAAUAUCGAUAAUGUAUCCGAAAUAUUAGCAAAAUUUUUUAACAAAUAUACACAUUCUCGCAUUAAAGAUUGGUGUUUAACCAAAAAUAUUAUUGUUGACAAUAAUACGAACGAAGUUUUGAGGUCAAAAGAUUACAACUUCCAAAGAUUCGUUGACGCAAUAACAAGCCGGGAUCUUGAUCCUACUCAAAUUACAUUAAUUUCUGACGUCCACACGUACGAACAAUUUUUUCCUAAUGAUCGUACAUCACUCGUAGCUUUUAUGAAAUUCGUUCUUGGGUUAACCUACCUUUUGUUAGACCAAUCCAGAAAUUUACAUCUUGAAGGUUUUUACCCAUUUAUUGGAAUAACUUAUUUUAUGUACGACAAAAUAAAUCACUCUUCAUUAUUAAAUUCUAACCUCAACAAUAAGUCUCUAAUUUUACGAGACAUUCGUAAUUUAUGGAGUAUUUUUCUUUCCAGAAAGACUAAUAGUCACACUAACUUGAAUGGUGAAUGGAAUAUUCUAAUUCAGGAAACCCAACAUCCAGUUUCAACUGAUUCAUCUGGAGUAGAUUUAUCACCUGCAUUUAAUAUUAUUGAUGGUGGCACUUCUCGAACUUCAGUCCCCUUAUCAGUUUACAUUCAAAAUUCAUUAAUUGAAGCACUUAAUGAUGUAAUCAAUAUUUAA